AUGCUUUCCAACUUGAUGCGCUCUAUAAUGAGCUAUGGCAGACAAAUCACACAGUUACAGCAGCCAUUCAUGAUGCAAACAAGAAAUUUGAUGAAGACUCACAAAGGCACAGCCAAAAGAUGGAGGAAGACUUCAACCAGCUAUAAAAGAGGCAGAGCUGGGCGCAACCACGGUAACGCGGGAUGGGGCAAAUCAACGCUGAAGUCCUUGGACGGUAAAACUUUGGCACACCCAACGCAUAUCAAACACUUGAAGAGACUGCUUCCGUACAAUUAG
This is a messenger RNA of Lachancea thermotolerans CBS 6340, 276 nucleotides long. RefSeq names its product mitochondrial 54S ribosomal protein bL35m (gene MRP35). The record is from RefSeq and is a predicted model, not a curated record. Gene Ontology annotation, biological process: translation. Gene Ontology annotation, cellular component: ribosome; large ribosomal subunit. Gene Ontology annotation, molecular function: structural constituent of ribosome. The coding region runs from base 1 to 276 and encodes 91 amino acids. Lineage: Eukaryota; Fungi; Ascomycota; Saccharomycetes; Saccharomycetales; Saccharomycetaceae. The transcript has a single exon.